GAUGUUCAGCAACAACCUUCUCAAGAUAAGCUGUCUCGUUGCUCGCAGUUUCUCACACUCCUCUGAGCUCUGCAGACAUGAACGGUAACUUUGGCCACUCGCCCCAGCCAGUGUUCACGGUGGAUUCUGGCAGAGGUCAUCCUGAACAAGACUUGUAUUACCACCAGCAGUUGCCCAGACCACCUGUGCCAUGCUGGACCUUCCCGCCUGCCCGAGCUGAGAUGAAGAAAAGGGGCUGGGGGACUAUGAAUAAAGGGAUAGUCUGGGUACUGAUACUGAUACUCCUGCUGGUUUUUGCAGCCCUGGGACUGGGAGCCUAUCAGAUCCUGAGGUUACAGACUGAAAUGCAGCAGCUGACACAGGAAAUACCCGCACAACUGCAGAGCCCCGUUCCACAGAAACAAGUUGGCCUAUAUCCUGCUGAGCUGAACAAGAACAGACAAAACUCUGCAGCACACUUAAUAGGUUGUGCUGACCAGAGCGAAUCAUCUCGAACUCUGAAGUGGGAAGCAAAAUUUGGUGAUGCCUUCACAGAAGGUGUCAAGUACAUCAACGGUGGCCUUCUGGUCAACAAGACCGGUUUGUACUUCGUUUACUCCCGCGUGGAGUUUAUUUCACCCAUGUGCAACUCCAGAGAAUCUUAUACACACAUAAUCAGUCGGCAGAGAAACGGCCACAGCCGGAUAAUCAUGGAAGAUCACCAAGAGGGGUUUUGUACGGUGGGGAGCAAACAUCCGUGGAUGACCGGCAGUCAUUUAGGCUCGCUUCAGCAUCUCAGGCAGUCCGACUGGCUGUUUGUCAAUGUCUCAAACCCCAAACUGAUCAGCAAAAAUUAUCACAGCAACUAUUUUGGCCUCUUCAAGAUCAACUGAUCAUGGAGGACACUUAGGUGGUGCAUAUGAAGGACAUGAUUGUGAUUUCAGAUGAAGAGGUCGGCUGAGAUCCUCAGAGUUUCACAUUUGAUUUUGAAUGUAUCAGUUGCCUGUAGCCAUUAAAUUCUUUAGAAAUGUCAUGCAGAAGAGUUUCAGAUUGAAAGAACACUAAUACGCUUCUGUAUCAGGAGAAAUUUGAUUAAAUCUAAAUAUUUAUUUUCUCUAAAGUCUGAUUGUAUAUUCACAGGAUCAGUGGUCAUAUUGACUGAGUAAUAUAUCAAUAAUGGUUAAGAAUUGUGCUCAAUAAAAAAUUGCAAAAACUA
Molecule: messenger RNA, 1195 nt
Organism: Carassius gibelio (silver crucian carp)
Lineage: Eukaryota; Metazoa; Chordata; Actinopteri; Cypriniformes; Cyprinidae
Product: tumor necrosis factor ligand superfamily member 6
Exons: 4
Coding region: 78-872 (264 amino acids)
Biological process (GO): immune response; extrinsic apoptotic signaling pathway via death domain receptors; positive regulation of canonical NF-kappaB signal transduction
Cellular component (GO): membrane
Molecular function (GO): tumor necrosis factor receptor binding
Source: RefSeq, a predicted model, not a curated record